AUGCCUCAUAUAAGAUUUGCGACGAGGAGGUACCAGCUCAGCAAGCAAAUGGCUUUCCCUAGUAGGCCAAAUGCAGCUAGUCGGCGCCGCUGCAACUCUCGUCUUCCCUCCGUCUCCAUGUCGUCGAUCCAGGGCAUGGUCCUCGACCUCAGUGUGACCGGGUGCAAGAAGCUGCGGGACACGGAGUUCUUCUCACGCCAGGACCCCUACGUGAUCGUCGAGUAUGCCAGCACGAAGCUCCGCACAAGCACCUGCACAGAUGGGGGAAGGAACCCGUCCUUCGACGAGAAGUUCCAUAUACCACUCAUUGAUGGGCUCCGCGAACUGAAUGUCCUCGUUUGGAACAGCAACACUAUAAACAAGGAUGUCUUCAUUGGCAGCUGCAAGGUGCCGCUGAACAAGGUGCUCGCAUGCGGCUAUGAUGACGCCUCAUGGCCCCUCCAGACACGCCGUAUGAAGUCUGCCGGGGAAGUGAAACUCAUUAUGCAAUUUGAUGUCGCAGCAAUGCAGAACAAGAUGGGGGCCCAUUAUGCUCCUUCACUUAUAUGA
Lolium rigidum is the source of this 549-nucleotide messenger RNA. Its product is annotated as elicitor-responsive protein 1-like. The transcript has 8 exons. Lineage: Eukaryota; Viridiplantae; Streptophyta; Magnoliopsida; Poales; Poaceae. The coding region runs from base 1 to 549 and encodes 182 amino acids. The record is from RefSeq and is a predicted model, not a curated record.